UUAAGUUACAAUUACAUCUCAGAAAUCAGCCGCCGCUCAUUCACUGGGCUCAAAAAUCUGCGCAUGUUGUAUGUAUAUCCUGUUCUUUUCACAAAGGCUCGCCAUAGCCAAUUACAGCACUCACACACGUCGACAAAGAAUCAUCACUGGAAGAACUUGAAAUUCAAGGCCCUCAUUUUUACCUAACCUCUUGUACUUCGGCAUUUUAAACCUGUUUUCCUCGAUGAUAAAGAAGAUUUACAUAAUAAGCUAAUUAAUGGAGUUUGUUUGAGCUGUUUAAUCAAGUCACGCAUCAUGACUUAUACAAUUAAGAUCAAUCUGCUGUCCAUAGUUUUCCUUGCAAACGGGCGCCAAUUCAAACUGUCAAUUGAAGCCAAGGAAAUGCUGAGUGAUUACCUGUGAGGGAUCGGCGUCGCAUGCAAGAGAUUACCAGCAAUUCAUUCUGCUUUAUAAUGUAUAUAGUCUCUAUAUGUAUAUAAUGUAUAUACUAUUAAUAAUCAUCGUGCCACAAUCUUUUACUUCUUUUAACAUUAGGUCGCUCGUAAACAACAGUCUGGCUUUCAUUCCUGAAAACACUUUUGCUGACACUCCGUUACAAAUUUUGUAAGUACUUUGGAGUUCUCCUUUUUAAUUUUCACACAAAACGGUAUUUUUUAAGAAAAAAGGGAUAAUACGGGGAAACACUCGAACGUUGAGCGUAUGAAAAAUGAUUAACUCAUAAACUUUAUAGCUUCUUUCUUAAUUGAAAAUCAGAGGCUCCCCAUAAUUAAGAAAAUUGUAUAACCUGAGUCGGUAUGGCUUGAGUAGAACUUAACCCGUUGUGCUCCUUCUCGAACAAUCUUACUGUCACUUUAAACAGGUUCCUUCACGGAAACAGAAUCAAAGAUGUUGGUAGCAACGGUUUUCGAGGCCUCAGUGACCUUAAAUCGAUGUAAGUUAUAAGCAAAAAUCUCUUUUAAUUCAAGAAUAUGCAUAAUCGACAUCUAAAAGGAUGUUUUUCUUCAUAGCUUUUGGUUGGUUUGAGAUCAAGACAAGAUCACAUAUUAAAUCUCUCACAAAACAAAGAAGUUCGUGUUUCUCAAUCAUUAAAUGAAGUGAUAGACCGCACUUUCUACAGGUUUUACCGGAAUAAUGAUCCACACAGGAUGUUGGAAGAACACUUGAAAAGUUUGUGGAUUACUCGCCUCCGACACGGUAAACUGAUAGAGAGGGCAGUCUUUCGCUUUUACAAAAUAACUUUUCAAUGUUUCAAUUUUCUAUCGGUUUACCGGUGCAAUAAAGACCAACAAAAGAUAGGGUUUGACCAAUAACUUAUGAGCCUUGUAGUGUCUCAGAUCUUUUAUUAAAAAAAUACUAUUCAUUCAAUAACCAAAGUGCUCUGUAUUUACUAUGAACACGAUAUUAACAAAUGAUUAAAAAUACUUUUAAUAUUGAUUUUUAAGUCAGAUGUGCCUUUUUUUAUUCGUUUAUAGGACACUAUUUGACAAUCCCCUAAAAUUUCUUCCAAGACAGAUGUUCAUGGGAAUUAAUACAAAUGCUACAUUGUAAGUAUCAUUCAAUCAAAAGAGUAGCAGAAUCGAACAUUUUAAAAACUAAGCGGCGUAGCUUAAUGUUUUUAAAAUGUGCAGGACGUACGAUUAUAUGGAUUGUUUUGUUUUUGUUGUUUUUGGCCACAACGAUUUGAGCACAUUAUCAACAAUUUGAAGAUAAUUGUUUGCAUUCACGGAUGCUUAUUGUACAAGUGUUACCUCAUCACUUAAAUUGGAUCAUGUUUUAUGUGUAUCAUUCCAGUUUUAAAGCACAUGUCUGGAGACUGAACUCGAGCCAUGUAAUCCACCUGGCCGAAGCUUAACCCGGUUUCCUUAGCAUGUAGCAACUAGAAGUAUUGGCACUCCCCCCUGGAUGGGACCAGAUGCUAGUCUUUCGCAAUGACAUCCCCGGCAUUUCAUCAGGCUUCCCUGACUAUUGGCUGUCACUCAUUUACACUCCUGGGUGGAGAGAGGCAUGGGGAGAGUAAAAUGUUUUGCCCAAUAACUUAACACGAUAACCCGGCCACUGAGUCUGCCAAGGACUGAAAAACUUGCUUUCCUUUGUAACUCUGGUUCUCUCGGUUUGAAAGCAUGACCUUGUAGCUAAAUACUACAUGUUUUACGCCACAACUUGAAUGCACGUUUAAUCUAACUCCCAGAUCGACAAAUAUUUAAAAGUAAAGAUGUGUAGAUGUGUAAUAUGUGAAUGUGAUUUGACUAAAAAUAAAUAAUUAAUACAAAUAUCUCAGUACAAAUAUAACAACUACAAGAAUAUAGACAAAGCUACUUGAAAUAGAAACGAACUUACAAUUUGUGACGUAACCAGGUCCGAUAGUAAAACUCUUAAACAAAAGUAACACGGCGCUAGCAAAAAGUAACGAAACGACUGACUUAGUUGAAAUCAACUAGCGAUGAAAAUUAUCUAACUUUAUACUGACGAGAAAUACAACGCUACUGGGGUUACGUAAUUCUUACACAACCUCACGCAAAAACGCGAACUUAAUUGAAUAGAGACAUAACAUACAGCAUAACAUACAACAGUAGUUCAAUUGAAAGAGGAAAUAAUAUAAAUAGAGAAUAAUACAUGGGCGCGCGUAGAUAUGGAAUCUCUCUUCGAGUUGAACACGAGAAGAGAAAUUACAUGUCUACAAGCAACCAUGUAUUACUUUGUUUAUCGUAUAAACACAAUAGCCCUUUACUGAGAAGAAAAGCCGACUUCAUUAAUGAAUGAAAAUAAAUGAAUCGACAAUCUCCGAAUAACAAUCGUAAAGUACGUUGGCGCUAACUCUUAAGAUGGAAAAAUGGGUGAAGGCUUUGCCGUUCAUUCAUCAACCUGACUGAGUGGCGCUAAAGGCGAGUGACGUGUUAGUAGCUGAUUGGCUAUAUCAACACACGUGAAAAAAUACGAUAUUUUUUCACGUGUGUUGUUACGGCUUUUCUUAAGGCCGGAAAUCCCUGUAUAACACCGCAGUUUAUGUGAUAAAAUAAUUUUGCAGUUACUUGACAAUUAACAGAAAUUCAAAUUCUAGUUGCUACAGGCCAUAUCAUUACCAUCACUGAAAAAAAAAACCGUAUGAUAAAGAUUGUGCUUCAUCUUGCAGGGCUGUUUCAUGUAAAAACCUUCGAAAGAUUCCACGAGGGAAGUAUACUUUUCCUUUUAUGUGAGUAGUCAUGAAAAGCUUAGAAACAAAUGGGUGAGCAAUGAGUUAGCUUUAUACAAUUAUACUUGACUUAAUUUAUUCACCCAGCUCAGUUUUCAACAAAUUCAAAUUAGAAAUAUGUAGAGGGAAAUUAAUACAAAGUAAAUAGUAAAUAAAUAAUUAUCAUAAAAUGUUAGUAACGAGUGAGUUGGUGUCAUACAAAUAGUAAAAGCUAAUCUAGUGGAAUAGUCGAACUCCUACUUAGAGCGUCUGCCUUCUGAGAAAUGCAAACUUGUCGCUAAACAAGGGUUAUUCACUUAAAGGUGACUCAUGCGCUAAAGAUAAACCCUAUUUCGCUUUAUUGGUUGUUGAAAGAGGUGAUAACGGUGUCAAUCUGUCUUUUGUUUCUUUCUUUAGCGAAUGUGCUCCGUCAGCUACCUUCCACGUAGUCCUCUGCAAUGAUGAAAUUGGGUUUGUAAUGAGUGGACUCGUAGGUUUUAUGUGCCGAAAAUACAUGCACGGUCCUUUACGCAGGUGCUAUAACUGCAGUUUUUGCUCGGUGGGUACCUAUUGUCCGACAGUUGACUCACACACCAAUUGUUUAAAGUGUCCCGCAGGUAAUUACUUAAGUCUUUUGAUUAUAAUAUGCUAUUGUUUUUUUUUUUUCAUUACCGUUUUUCACGAAAAACUAGACGCGUUGUUCCAUGCGUUCAGAUGCUCCUAAUAAAAAAAUCAAGGAUCAGUCCCUUUAAGAUUUUGUUAGAAUUGCGCCGAACCAAAAUUCACUCCUUCGUUCCUCCGCUCCUUCAUUCCUUCCGCAAACCAGCGCAUAAGGCUUGCGAACAGGGCUUGCGCACAUUUUUUUCUUUUUUGCCUAUUCAUUGAUCUCAAAAUAAAAGUAACACGUAUUAACUGAAAAUGUUUUCGUUUCAGGAGGCUUUUAUCAAGAUGAGAUGGGUCAAUAUGGAUGCAAGAUUUGCAGCACGGGUACCUAUGUUCCUGAGGAACAGCAUCCUGGAAAAAGUCCUAAUGACUGUCGCGCAUGCCCAUACGGUAAGGAUCUGGUUCAAUCACGUGGUUUUACUCACCAUCUUAUUGUCCGAUUGCCAUGAUUUUAUGCUUUGCAAAAUGUGUUUGUUUUUCAUUAUGAUUUUACACAAAAACUAAUUAUUAAUCAUUUUCUCGCGAUUAAGAGUCAUUACUGAUCGUGGAGCCAAGCUAGGAAAAGCCAUUUGUUUCGACACCUGUAUUGCUAAUUUUCAGAGCGCGGUGAGGAAAAACGACUACCCGUCGCUAACCGUAAAUUGUUGACCAGGUGCUGUCGGUAAAUUUUGGUGUGCUGUCUCUGAUGUGUAUCACUUCCCAUGCAACCAUAGGUUUACAAUGUUGUGGAGAGCACUGGUAGUUGCCAUCUGGCCCUGGUUGUUCAAAGGCUGGAUAGCGCUCUUGACUGGAUAAAUCUCAAUUUGGUGGAUAGCGCAGUACGUUUUGUGAACACUUAUCCACUGGACAGCGAUUUAUCCGUUUGAUAGUGUUAUCGUAUCCGUCCAUUGAACAACUGGUCCCUGAAAGAUCUCUCAGAAGAGUAAAGGGCUUUCAUGUUGGGAAAUUUUGGUCGCUAUGUGUUUACAUAACAUUUCUGUGUUUGUAAACAGGUACUAGAACUAAUGAAACCGCUGGUUACCGUGCAUGUCGAUGCCUCCAUAAAUUCCACCGCUUGAAUCGUUUUGGUCCUUGCAAAUCGUGUCCAUAUCAUGGAAUGAACUGUGAGGAUGAUACGGCAAUAUUAGCACCAAAUUACUUUUGGAAAUGGAACAGCUCCGAAAAAAUGGAAUUUUACUUAAGUUUCGUCCACAACAUUCAUAUUACCACAGCUAAAUACAAUAAAACCUUCUCCAUUUUUGAAGGACAGUUGCCAAAGCCACUGAAGUGCCCUUAUGCAGACUCAUGUAAGGGCGGAAUAAACUCAAAGUGUAACACUGGCUACCAGGGUACCCUCUGUGCGGCAUGUUCCUCGUACCAUUAUCUUAGAUUCAACAGAUGUUUAAAAUGUCCCAAGUUGGUGGUCACAGUCAUUUCUUGUGGUCUGAUACUUUUGUUCUUUGUCCUGCUGUUUGUGAUUGUUUUCAUGGGCGACUCAAGACGAGCAGGAGACAAUCGUUUUGUUGCAGAUGUCCUUAUGUCCUGCAUUAAGAUCGUUAUUGGAUUCUACCAAGUUCUUGCUGGUAUUUUCUCAGCUUUGCUACAUGUACAGUGGCCAAUAGUUCUUUUAUCUACGGCGAAAUACUUGGAGUUUGUUGAAGGAAAUAUUUUACAGUUCGCACCUCUGAGUUGCAUUCACCCUGUGCUCCGCUUGGACCCAUUUAUUCAAUUUGUCCUCGCUGUUACUAUAAACGUCUUUGCUGUCUCUUCAAUACUGCUUUACCUCUUCUUUAAAAUGCAUCUCCUUAACAGGAUAGAGAAUUCCACAGAAGAAAACAGUUCCACUUUUAUAGCGGGAAACACCUUAGAAAGAAUGGAGGAUACCACAGCAGAAAAUGCCUUGUAUGGAAUUGAGAAUUCCAUGCUAGAGAGUACUUCGGCGUGCUUAACGGGGGAUUCCAAACGGGAAAAAAUCUCAAAGCUGAAGAAGUCUUGCUAUCGAAACAUCUUUUUAUUUCUCUUGUUGUCUUAUCCAAUAACAAGUAAGAAGAUUAUAAACAUUCUGCCCCUGCCAGGAGCGUGUGUCAGGAAGUGUUUCUUAAAUGAUGACAGCGAUUGUAUUUCUCUACUGAAGGCCGACUAUUCCAUUCGCUGUUCUACCUCUCGACACACUGACUUUUGGCACAUCGCUGCUGGGUUUGCAUUGUAUCCCAUCGCCUUCCCAAUUCUGCUGCUGGCGCUCCUUUGGAAAUGUCGAAAAUACCCACAAAAACACAAACAGUUUAACUUUGGCUUGAAAGUGUUCUAUGAAAACUAUAAGGACAAGUAUUGGUUCUGGGAGAUAGUUGAGAUGUACCGGAAGCUGAUCUUUAUUUCAGUCAUUCUUCUGUUCGACUCCGAAAGUGAUUCUCAAAUUGGCUUUGCUGUGAUCGCAGCAAGUGCAUCAGGAAUUGUAUACACCAUCUUUCGACCGAUGAAAGACAAGUUUGAAGAUCGACUACAAACAUUUGUGCUUUGGGUAAUAUUCUUUAAUAUCUGUCUUGGUGCAGUUUAUUCACGACCCACCUUGAAUGAGGGGCAUGGAGAUAACAAUUCGUUAUUUGUAAACGUGACGUUUUUGAUUCUCAACUGUGCCGUGUUGGUUGUGGCAGUUGGUAAGUCCUCUGAUCAGAACUUUUUUUUUCGAUCA
This is a messenger RNA of Pocillopora meandrina, 6500 nucleotides long. Lineage: Eukaryota; Metazoa; Cnidaria; Anthozoa; Scleractinia; Pocilloporidae. The record is from the annotation of a GenBank genome assembly.